Molecule: messenger RNA, 846 nt
Organism: Candidozyma auris
Lineage: Eukaryota; Fungi; Ascomycota; Pichiomycetes; Serinales; Metschnikowiaceae
Gene: PCL5
Product: Pcl5p
Exons: 1
Coding region: 1-846 (281 amino acids)
Biological process (GO): regulation of cyclin-dependent protein serine/threonine kinase activity
Cellular component (GO): nucleus; cyclin-dependent protein kinase holoenzyme complex
Molecular function (GO): protein kinase binding; cyclin-dependent protein serine/threonine kinase regulator activity
Source: RefSeq, a predicted model, not a curated record
AUGUUGUCGUCGAGUGCAUCCCCACGGGAGAUGUCCACGUCUCCAUUCGCCAAACGUGAAACCCCUUCUACUCCCCCACUGGAGAGCUAUGCUCCCAACAACUCAAAAUACUACAACGAUCACCUCAACAAGUCUCAGUUUAACCUCAUCCUCACGAACUGCUCAGUCAACUUGAUGAAGAUGCUCUAUCCGUCCUCAGUCACGCAAGUUGAUGACGUGAAGUUGAGGUUUUUCAUCAUCGAAAUCUUGAGAAGAUCUAAAGCGUCGACGCAGACGUUGCAGAUCUGCUGCUACUACAUGUUCAAGCUUGUCAACAAGAAACAAGAGGAGUUGCCUAGUUGCCCCAAAAAGUUGUUUUUGGCAUUGAUCAUUUUAUCGUCGAAGUUUAAUCAGGACCACAACUACUCUUUCAAGUCGUGGCUCAAGAUUUGCGGGUGCAAGGGCACCGACGACUCGAGUUUGAAUCUUCAAAAAUUGAGACAAACAGAAACUCAAUGCCUUAAGCUCCUUGACUAUGAUCUUUACAUCAACGGGGCGAAGUACGAGAAUUGGUGUAAUGUCCUUUUGAUUUUCGGGUACGAUUUCAUCUCGUUGCACCAUGUCAAUCUGGGUAUUCUCACCUGGUGCACUGAAGCAGAGUGCCAAAGAAAGCUUUCUCGCUGGAAUCAGUUCUUGCUUAAGAUGGACGAGCGCCGGUUGGGCAAAGUCAGUGUCAAUUUUAAACAUUACUAUGCUGACCAAGUUGGUACCAAGGUGAUUACCAGUGCCCCUGUCAAGCCGGCCUCGUUGUUUGGCAAGAGAACGAUUGAGCUGUGUGAGAGUGGCAGCAAGAGAAUGUGUAAAUAA